GCUGGAAGAUAAACAGACAGCAAAGAAUCACUUUAGUCAAUUGAAACACCAAGCCCAGUGCUACUCAAACAUCCUCACAGCAGUGCUUGCGAGAUAAAGUCCUAAACCCUCACAUUGUACAUCUUCUUGGGCUGUUGAAUGCGCCUGUGUUCUUAGGGCCGUUUCCUCAUCGGUCUCUUUAUAGGACUGCAAUGGUCACCUCUGAGGCCUGUUUCUGUGACCAGCUUUCCACCCCUUGCUCUCUCUCCAGGGUCUGGAAUGAUGCUGUGGCCGAAUCCUCAGCCGUUUCUCCCCCUUUGCGAUGGAGUGGGACUGAGUCAGGGCCCAAUCGCCUUUGAGGAUGUGGCUGUGGAUUUCUCCCUGGAGGAGUGGGUUCUCCUGAAUCCGGAUCAGAAAGCCUUGCACAAGCAGGUCAUGGAGGAGAUGAAUGGGAUUGUGGCCUCUCUUGUAGAUAACGGGGAGAAGAGCCAUGUAUGCACCAAAUACAGGAAGCAUUUUGGACACAAUGGGGGCCUUCGUCGAGACCAGCAAGCCCACAGAGAAGAUGGAGGUUCUGCCAGAGAAAGGCCCAACAAAUGCAUUGUAUGUGGGCAAUGUUUUACCCAAAAUGUGGCACUUGUCCUUCACAAGACACUUGAUGUUGGGAAAAGCCAUCUUAAAGGGAAAGUAUCUGCAAAAUGUGUGGUGAAACACAAGAAAUUUCACACAGGUCAGGAACAAUACAGAUGCCAAGAGUGUGGGAAGUGUUUUGCUUCCAGUUCAGCCUUGGUGAGGCUCAAAAGACUCCACACAGGAGAGAAGCCACACCAAUGUCAGGAGUGUGGGAAAUGUUUUGCUGAAAGUUCAGCCUUGUUGAGCCACAAAAGAGUCCACACCAGGGAGAAGCCAUACAAAUGUGAGGAGUGUGGGAAAUGUUCUGUUUCCCAUUCAGACUUGUUGAAGCACAAAAGACUCCACACAGGAGAGAAGCCAUACCAGUGCCAGGAGUGUGGGAAAUGUUUUACUUGCAGUUCAACCUUGGUGAGCCACAAAAGACUCCACACAGGAGAGAAGCCACACCAAUGUCAGGAGUGUGGGAAAUGUUUUGCUGAAAAUUCAGCCUUGUUGAGCCACAAAAGUGUCCACACCAGGGAGAAGCCAUACAAAUGUGAGGAGAGUGGGAAAUGUUCUGUUUCCCAUUCAGACUUGUUGAAGCACAAAAGACUCCACACAGGAGAGAAGCCAUACCAUUGCCAGGAGUGUGGGAAAUCUUUUACUUGCAGUUCAACCUUGGUGAGCCACAAAAGACUCCACACAGGAGAGAAGCCAUACCAAUGCCAGGAGUGUGGGAAAUGUUUUGCUGAAAGUUCAGCCUUGGUGAGCCACAAAAGAGUCCACACCAGGGAGAAGCCAUACAAAUGUGAGGAGUGUGGGAAAUGUUCUGCUUCCCGUUCAGACUUGUUGAAGCACAAAAGACUCCAUACAGGAGAGAAGCCAUACAAAUGCCAGGAGUGUGGGAAAUGUUUUGCUGAAAGUUCAGCCUUGGUGAGCCACAAAAGAGUCCACACAGGAGAGAAGCCAUACCAAUGCCAGGAGUGUGGGACAUGUUUUACUUGCAGUUCAACCUUGGUGAGGCACAAAAGACUCCACACAGGAGAGAAGCCAUACCAAUGCCAGGAGUGUGGGAAAUGUUUUGCUUACAGUUCAAACUUGUUGAGCCACAAAAGACUCCACACAGGAGAGAAGCCAUACCAAUGCCAGGAGUGUGGGAAAUGUUUUGCUUUCAGUUCACACUUGGUGAGCCACAAAAGACUCCACACAGGAGAGAAGCCAUACCUAUGCCAGGAGUGUGGGAAAUGUUUUGCUGUCAGUUCACACUUGGCGAGGCACAAAAGAAGCCACACAGGAGAGAAGCCAUACCUAUGCCAGGAGUGUGGGAAAUGUUUUACUCAGAGUUCAGCCCUUAACCAGCACCAGAGAACACAUACCGGCUAAAAAACAGCCAUUGUGUGUAAAUGUCUGAUUUCAAACUUUGAGAAGUUCUGCGUCAGAUUUGAUGGAGUCCCCGUUCUUGUCAUUUGAACCUGUAAGUUGGAGGUCUGUUCUCUGGAGCAGCAGAAAGAAAGCUCUGUGUGACAAUCCCUCAGACCAGUGGUUCUCAACCUGUAGGUCCCUAGAUGUUUUGGCCUUCAACUUCCAUAAAUCUUAACAGCUGGUAAACUGGCUGGGAUUUCUGGGAGUUGUAGGCCAAAACACCCGGGGACCCACAGGUUGAGGACCACUGCUUCAGUGUCAGUUCCUGGAAGGUGUAGGAGACAAAGAUAGGCUCACGCAGCUUGUAGCUAUGGAAAACUUUAUUGAAUCCGCCUUGCCAAAAUGGCCGCAAAGCUUCUACUGCCCGUCUUCCGCUCUUUCCCCUCAGUAUAUUGGGUGGUUGCUUCCCUCCUCCCUUCACGUCUCUUCUUCUCCAUUCACACCUCCCUUUCCUUUUGUCCUUUCCCACGUUUGAAGACCAGACCCUGUCAUAAAUCAGCCUUCCCAGCCAAAUGGUCUUUAUCCGAUUUGUUGUAGUCAGGUGUGAAAAGAACAGCUUGGAGAAUGCUGAUCUUUUUGCAUCCUGACAUUCAGAGAGUUAAAUAUUAAGUUAAGUCUUGUCACCUCGUCUGAAAAGAAAUAAACCAUAUGUGAUUCCAUCACUUGUUCCUCUGGUCUUAGUUUCCAGCUCCAUUUUCACCUUGGUUUAAAUGUCCAGUUUGUGAACGUUGUGCCCCUACAGACACAUCCUCUGUUUUCCUCUUUAGUCAGGACUGGUCAGCUUGAAUAUUGUAAAUGGCCGUUAUGGGAGGGAUCCAGAGUUAGCCCCUUCCCUUUCAGACAGUGGCUCUCAACCAGUGGUCCACGGACUACCAGUGGUUCGCAAGAACUAAAAUACGGUCUGCCUUCUAACCUUCCCUUCCUUUGCUUUCUUUUCUCUUGCCCUUCUUUCCCUUUUCUUCCUUCUUUCCUUCUAUCCUUGUCUUCUUGUCCCUUCCUUUGCCUUCUUUUCUCAUGUCCUUCAUUCCUUCCUUUUUCUCUUCCCUUCCCAUCCUGCCCUUUGCUGCCUUUUCUCUUCCUCUUCCAUCCUUUUUCUCUUCCCUUCCUUUUCUCCCCUUUGCCUUUUCUCUUGCCCUUCCUUCCUUUUUUCUUCCCUUCACUUCCCUUCCUUUUCCUUCUUUUCUCUUGCCCUUCCAUCCUUUUUCUCUUCUCUCCUCUUCCCUUCCUUUGCCUUCUUUUCUCUUGCCUUCUUUCCUUGCUUUUUCUUGCUCUUCGCUUGCCUUCCCUUCCUUUGCCUAUCAUAUGUUAUGGACUGGAGUAGAGUACAAUAUAUGUCUCAUUUGAUGCCUUAUGAACUUGAAUGCAAACUAUAAUUGUUUUUAUUAAUCUGUUUAUCCUAUUAUAUUAUAUUAUUGAUGUACUCUGAUUGUUGUUUAUGUGAGUUUAAUAUGUCGUAAGCCUCUUUGGGUCCAGUGAGGGAGAAAAGCAGGAUAUAAAUAAAGAUUCAUCAUCAUCA
Anolis carolinensis (green anole) is the source of this 3529-nucleotide messenger RNA. Its product is annotated as gastrula zinc finger protein XlCGF26.1-like. The record is from RefSeq and is a predicted model, not a curated record. The transcript is spliced from 3 exons. Gene Ontology annotation, biological process: regulation of DNA-templated transcription. Lineage: Eukaryota; Metazoa; Chordata; Lepidosauria; Squamata; Anolidae. The coding region runs from base 259 to 1974 and encodes 571 amino acids.